This is a messenger RNA of Fukomys damarensis (Damara mole-rat), 2740 nucleotides long. RefSeq names its product membrane spanning 4-domains A14 (gene Ms4a14). The coding region runs from base 114 to 2582 and encodes 822 amino acids. Gene Ontology annotation, biological process: cell surface receptor signaling pathway. The record is from RefSeq and is a predicted model, not a curated record. Gene Ontology annotation, cellular component: plasma membrane. NCBI's taxonomy places the organism in Eukaryota, Metazoa, Chordata, Mammalia, Rodentia, Bathyergidae. The transcript is spliced from 8 exons.
AAUCACUAAGGACAUUGCAAAGGACUCUAUGUGACACUGGGGGAGAAACAGACCAUGGUCCUGCCUACAAUGUCUCUUCGCUCCUUCUCUUAAUAGAGUUCUACCAUCGAAUCAUGCAGUCAGUGCCCCAGGAGAAAAGAAGGAUUUGUGUCACCACCAUCCACCCAAAUGCACAUGUGCUGGCCGGCUUCCCCUAUGCCCCCCACAGCUCUCUGCUCGACUUCCUAUGGGGAGAGCCGGAACUGUUGGGGGCCGUCCAGAUCCUGCUUGCUCUGAUCACCGUGGGCCUGGGCGCCAUAUUCGCAGUCACUUCCACCGGCGUCUCCCAAGACUUUCCCCUCCUCUUGCUGACAGGAUAUCCGUUCUGGGGCCCCGCCGUCUUUAUUGUCGCGGGAUUCCUCACGCUGACGGACAAAACACUGAAGAGCAAACUGGUAAGUCGCUUUUGUGACUUCUGUCUAAUCUCCCUCCUCUCCUCGUUCCACCUCAUCUCUAUGCGCAAAGCCUUUGACGCGAAGGUCCUCGCUGGAAGUCGUUACGCACCGCGUGGUAGGUCUGCCCAUUCCAGUUUGCCAGCGCAGCCUCUGCUACCUCCUUCCACCUGCUCCUUUUUCCCGCAAGUAAAUGGAAACAGUUGCUUGUCUGCCUGUUGGAAACCAUUCUACAUCCCUAGACAGUCUGUCACGCCCAUGAACAUCGUCAGCUCCCUGGCUGCACCGGCUGGGGUCAUUCUCAGCGUGGUGAGCUACACACAGCAACACAAGCUCUGCCAGAGGCCGUCCCUCGAAGGAAUGUGCGUUGUGGGCAGAACGCUUCUGCUCGGACUCUUGUCGAUCUUGUUUAUCAUCAGCAUCAUGGAGUUCAGCAUCGCUGUGACGAUAAUGUCCUUCAGAAGCCGGUGCUGGGCACAGGCGGAUGAGAUUGUGUUUUUCUUGCCUUCCGAUGUUACAAAAAAGAGUCAACAACCUGUCCAGGAAGAAAAUGCUCAACUACAAUUUGAUCUUCAAAAUGACUCUUCUCAUUUUGAUAUACCACUACACACCAAAACCGUUUUCUUUGGAAGUUAUGCUUUCUUCAAAUUAAUACACUCAAGAAGCCCCUUAGCCAGCCAAGACAGGUCACCGCCAUGCAAGGAAAGGCCUGCACUUUCUCCAAAUGGACAGGAUGACCUACCUCUACAUGUUAAAUUAUCAGCUGGAAAAAUUGAGCUGAAACCUUUACUUUACACAUCAGAAGUGAGGUCCCCAGAAAAUGUACAUAGGCACCGAGUCUCCACAGAGGAACAACUGAAAGAUGAAGACCUAGAAUAUGCUGUUGUACACACAAGCAAAGAACAAGCUCAGAAGUUUCAGGAGCAGGACUUGCCACCGCAAGCUUUUCCAUCGCCACCUGCAGAAAUUCUCCCUGCAGUUGGGGUCUUGCCACCCAAAUCUCUGCUAAUGCAAGCCCCACCAGUACAAGACAUGCCAUCUAAAUCCUCUUCCUUCCAUAUCAUAGAGCCCUCUAAUCUGACAUACAAAGACUCAUCUUCUAAAGACAAACAGUCACAGGAAAGCCGUUCCAAGCAGUCCCCACACCCAGAUCUUAAGGAAGAAAACAUUCAAGCUCAAAUGCAGCAAUUUUCAGAAAUAAUAUAUCAAGACAUUCUAACAGAAGUUGUGGAACUGACCCAAGAGUGGAAAUCUAAGGAGAAACCAAAUUACACGAAAUCCUCAGGAAGGGAGCUUUCCUUAAACCAUAGAAACAAAGGUGGAAAAUCCCCAAGGAGCCUUUCUUUAAGCCCACAAGCCAAACGUGGGAAAUCUCCAAGACGGAAAUCCCUCUACCAGAAGAUCAGAGCCUUGCUAUUCACAAAGAAGCAUUCUAUAGAUCAGAAAUCCCAAUAUACUCAAACAUCAGAACAGUUCCUAGAUCAGCACACUGAAGAUUGGCCAGCCAAAGGGGACCAAGCAGAAGGUGCUCCAAUGCAGCCACGCCAAGACUCUCGACAGACAGCAAGUCAGUCUCCACACUGGUCACCCUCAGACUCUCUGUCUUUUGCACAGCAGUCCCAAGACUACGGAAGUCAAGGCUGGAAAAACAAAGAUUGGAAAGUGCAAGAACGGCAACAUGAAAGGCAGCGUAGCCUAAACUGGGAGUCCCAGGAGCUAUUAGUGAAGGGAGCCCUAAAACAGAGCAGUUUGUAUCAAAAAGUCCAGACCCAGAACACCAUAGCCCAACAUGGCCUAGGCUGGCAAUUUCAAGACCAGCAGCACUGGGAUAAGGACCAAGAUUUUCAAUCCAGAAUGAUGCUUAAAAACACUAUGCAAAUAGUCAGUCUGCAAACCAGAGACAUCAGUCUAAAGGGCAUGAACCACAGAGACCAAAAGCCAACAGACACACAAUCAGAAGACACGGAACCAGACUAUCGCCCUUCUUCUAGCCAAAGUGUUGUACAAGACACAUAUCCAACUUGUCUAUCGAAUAUGGAUUUCGAACAAAACACUUCGGUCUGCUCAGGGUCGACCAAGGACGAUCUGAAUGUCCAUUCUAUCUCAUCUUCUCUAAAAGACGAUCAACAGCAAUCUGAAGACUCCGGCUGACAUGCAGAAUGGCCUCCCGUCAUGGAACCAAGUGAAGGAGAAACAAUAAAGUCUUCCAAAAACUAUGUCCUCAAUCAUGUUGCCACCUAGUUUGCUCCCCAAAAGAGAUGGACAGGUAGAAUCCCCCCAAGAAUCCACUCAGUCCAAAUAAAAUGACA